AUGUCGACCAAAAGAAGUAGAACUUUAACAGAAUGCUCGUAUACCAAUGGUCAGAAUUUAGAAAAUCAGGAAAUCAGGUUGACAGUCAAAGGGACAUCACAUCAGGCUGUUGAAAUUCUAAAACGUCAGAGGAAAGACAAUAAUGAAGUAAAAUAUGAGUGCAGGUUUCAAAGUUUCAUGAACACUUCCUGGUCAGAGUCGACGGAUAGUGUCAGUUCUGAGCUUAUGGAAGACACCGUUGAAGAUAUUUUUGCAAAAUUGAAUAAUUUUGAAAAAGAAUCACAUAAGUUACUCACAGAUUUUACUUAUAAACAAGAUUCUAUAGAAUCACUGAUUUUAGUUUCAGAGAAGAUAGUGAUAUGUUUUAAAGAUAAAUUACUUAAUGCAUGGACAGUAAAGAUUCUAUAUAAAGAACAGUUUGGACACGAAAAAAUAUGUUUCACUGUUGACUGGGAUAAUUAUCCUUCUAAUGAAAAUAUUGAAGAUCUACUGCUUCUUGAUCCUUUUGAAAAGAAAUCUUUUCCACUUCAUCAUAGACCAAUGCUUCUCAGUAUUGUACAUAGUGAAGAUAUUUCCACUAGUGAAACAACUUGUAGUUUGCAGAAACAUCUAUUUAUUUCUUUAUUUGGUAGUUCAACAUUUUUGGCUUCUCAGGAUGUUAUUCUUUUGGGCUUACCUGAUGGAAGAGUCGUGUGGAAAAACAUUUGUUCAGUUUCAAAUGAAGCUAAAGCACAUCUUUUAUGUAAAUUAAAUCAACCAAUAAUUGGAUUAUUUUGUACAAAGUUGCAUUUACAAAAAGGUAGUGCUUUAUUUAGAAGAUUGGUUUCUACAAAGAAAGGAAAACAAGAAUUUACAGAAAUACAAAAAGGACGAUUACAGGAAGAUUUAGAAGAGAAUAUUACAAAUGUNGAAAAACAGAGAGUUACGUUCCUGAAGUUAACAAAAGUAUGCUACUGUUUUUCGUUACCAAGAUAA
Molecule: messenger RNA, 975 nt
Organism: Centruroides sculpturatus (bark scorpion)
Lineage: Eukaryota; Metazoa; Arthropoda; Arachnida; Scorpiones; Buthidae
Exons: 5
Coding region: 1-975 (324 amino acids)
Source: RefSeq, a predicted model, not a curated record